Molecule: messenger RNA, 2909 nt
Organism: Microdochium trichocladiopsis
Lineage: Eukaryota; Fungi; Ascomycota; Sordariomycetes; Xylariales; Microdochiaceae
Product: tRNA ligase-like protein
Exons: 1
Coding region: 89-2785 (898 amino acids)
Biological process (GO): tRNA splicing, via endonucleolytic cleavage and ligation
Cellular component (GO): nuclear inner membrane
Molecular function (GO): RNA ligase (ATP) activity; ATP binding
Source: RefSeq, a predicted model, not a curated record
GAACCACCAGCAUCUGCGUCCACAGCCGCGCUACCAUGAGCACUACCAGUUGACAGAACUCCACCUUGCCUGGGCAUCGACGGGGCACAUGGGCUUCACGAGACCUCUUUGCCUGUUCAGAGCCCUUCCUGCCUCAGACACUCUUCUGUACAAGUACCCUCGCACCGCUCGUCUUGUGCAGCUGUCCCACAUUCUCUCCCUUCAUCACAGAUACACGUUGAUCAACGGACCUGCCACAACCACCGCAGGUCACCACCACAGACGUCACUUGUCUCGACUUCCCUGGUUACCACCGGUGCCGCGUCUGAGAUCAAGAAGUGUGCCCGCAGCAUUCACCACCGCAACAUUGAACAAGUCACCCGCCUCUGUCUCGCCGGCCUUGCCAGACAUGGCGAUCCUCAGGGUUCCCUUCAAAGAGCAGGAUCCGCAGGAGAUUGCCGAGCUUGUGCGCAAUCUUGCGGAUCCCAAAACCAAAUCCAAGAAGGGCAUCAAGGCCAAGAAGACGACAUUUAAGAUCCAGGGCUCGCCCGACGGCAUUUCUGUAGACUCUUGGAGAUUGCAGGACUGGGACUACAAGCGGCCAGACCUGCCCACGUACGCGCGAGGUCUCUUCACCACAAGGAACCGCCGCGGUGAGGCUGAGAUUGCUGUCCGUGGCUACGACAAGUUCUUCAACGUCAACGAGGUCUCCGAGACCAAAUGGGAAAACAUCCACAGGAAGACCCAGGGCCCUUACGAGCUCACGCUCAAGGAGAACGGCUGCAUCAUCUUCAUCAGCGGCCUCGAAGACGGCACCUUGCUAGUAUGCAGCAAGCACUCGACAGGUGACCGCACAGACAUCGACGUCAGCCACGCCGGCGCUGGUGACAGGUGGAUCGACAAGCAGCUCGCCACCAUCGGCAAGACGAGGGAAGAGUUUGCCCGCCAUCUCAGAAAACGCAAUGUCACGGCCGUGGCCGAGCUGUGUGAUGACGAGUUCGAGGAGCAUAUCCUGGCCUACGGUCCCGACAGAGCUGGCCUCUAUCUGCACGGCAUCAACGUCAAUGUUCCAGAGUUCGUGACGUACCCGAGCGACUUGGUGCAGGGCUUUGCGGACGAAUGGGGGUUCCGCAAGGUUGGCCUGCUCACAUACCCGGAUACAGAAUCCGUGCAGAAGUUCCUCGAUGGUGUUGCAGAAUCAGGCGCACAUGAUGGCCGGGACGUCGAAGGCUUUGUCAUCCGCUGCAGGAUGUCUCCUGAUCCGGAAAGGAUCCCAUUCGCCGACUGGUUCUUCAAGUACAAGUUCGAAGAGCCCUACUUGAUGUAUCGACAGUGGCGAGAAUGCACAAAGGCCUUGAUUGCCGGCAAGCCUCCCAAGUAUAAGAAGCACAUCAAGAUCACCGAGGAGUACCUGCGGUACGCGCGGAAAGUUCUUGCCCAGAGCCCAGAGCUCGGCAAGCUGUACAACCAGAACCAUGGCAUCAUCAAGCUCAGAGACGACUUUCUCCGGGAGAAGAACAUCAAGGGUGCCGAUGCGGCGAACAUGGAGGACGAUGAUGAGAGCAAGCUUGUCACACAUAACGUGGUUCUAGUGCCAAUAGCGACCAUUGGCUGUGGCAAGACCACAGUCGGCAUGGCCCUGACACACCUAUUCGGCUGGGGCAUUGUCCAGAACGACAAUAUCCAGGGCAAAGGCCGCCCGGCACAGAUGGUGACACAGCUCAUGAAGCAGCUCAUGGAGCACCCUGUUGUCAUAUCGGAUCGCAACAACUCGGAACGCCGCGAGCGGGACCAGAUUAUCGCCGAUGUCAAGAAGCAGAACGGAGACGCCCGCCUUGUCGCCCUCAACUUUGCCCACAGUGACAUAGACGAAGUGCGAAGAGUCACACGCGAGCGCGUGCUCAAGCGCGGCGACAACCAUCAGACGAUCCAAGCCGCGUCCGAGGAGAGCAAAGUCAUAGGCAUCAUGGAGAACUUCAUCUCGCGCUUCCAGCCAUGUGAGCCGGACCAGAUGCCGGACGCUGGAUUCGACAUGAUAAUCGACCUUGACCCGGCUCAGGGCAGCCGUUCCAAUGUCGAGAUCGUGGUGAACGAGCUGCACAAGAGAUAUCCUGCGCUCGUCCCGAAUUUACCCAGUGCUGCAGACAUGGACGAGGCCGUCAAGGCGGCGAUCGAGGAUUACACCCCCUUGCUGCGACACAAGAUCCCGGAUCGCAGCAGCAACAAGAACAACAGCGCCAAGAAGAAUGAGCCGCAGGCGCAGACAUCCAAGAAGCCGAAGCCACUCGAGUACAUGUCCGUCUCCGUCCCUGCCAAAGACGUCACCAGCACUCUCGAGACGGCAUUCAAGGGUGCCGGUCCCGACGAACAAAAGAUGUACCGUCAGCUGCAACAGACCCGUCGUGUGCAGCCUCUUUUCCACGUGACGCUCAUGCAUCGCGCCUCGGCGGAUCAGCACUCUGAGCUCUGGCAGCACUACAAGACGCUCCACGCGGAGAAAAGUGCAGACUCUGUAGAUGGCAAGAUGGGCGAGUGCGAGGUCAUGCUUGAGAGCGUGGUGUGGGACGACCGGAUCAUGGCUGUUGUGGUGCGCCUUGUCGAUCCCGCAGAGCAGUGGAAGUGUGUCAACAAGGUCGCCCACAUCACCAUUGGAACGCGGGACAACUCGGUGAAGCCCAAAGAGAGCAAUGAUCUUCUGGCUCGCUGGCUCGAGAAGGGCAGUGGGAGCGACACGGGGAUCGGCGAACGGCCAAUUGAGGGCAGACCCAUCCUCAAAGGCACAGUUCGAGGCGUCCUGGCCAGAUAGAUCAGCAGAUGUGAGAUCGGCAUUCGUGGACUGGUUGAUGGAAACCGACAAGGGUCUUGCAUUUACAUGUAUGAAGUUAGUAAAAGGAGAAAAAGCCACAGACACAUAGCUUCACAACCAGCUC